Meira miltonrushii is the source of this 2960-nucleotide messenger RNA. RefSeq names its product putative to anthranilate synthase component II. The transcript has a single exon. Gene Ontology annotation, molecular function: indole-3-glycerol-phosphate synthase activity; phosphoribosylanthranilate isomerase activity. NCBI's taxonomy places the organism in Eukaryota, Fungi, Basidiomycota, Exobasidiomycetes, Exobasidiales, Brachybasidiaceae. Gene Ontology annotation, cellular component: cytosol. Gene Ontology annotation, biological process: L-tryptophan biosynthetic process. The record is from RefSeq and is a predicted model, not a curated record. The coding region runs from base 35 to 2608 and encodes 857 amino acids.
CUCAACCAUCAUCUCUGCAAUUCAUUGAUUCGCCAUGGUCGAACACAUCCCCCCUAGACCGACAACUUCGACAAACCGAACAUCAAAUGUGAGCGGACAAGCUGUCAACGGAGUCAUCUCUGAAGGAAAAACAGUUCUAAUCGAUAAUUAUGACAGUUUUACCUACAAUGUGGUCGAAUAUCUUUCCGAAUUAGGCGCUGAUUUGCACGUUUAUCGCAAUGAUAAAAUCACAAUUGAAGAAAUCGAAGCAUUGCAACCUGCACGAUUAGUCAUCUCACCUGGACCAGGUCAUCCUACCAACGAUUCAGGUAUCUCAAUGCAAGCCAUCAAACAUUUUGCUGGAAAGAUUCCAAUCUUGGGUGUUUGUAUGGGCUUACAAUGCAUUUAUGCGGCUUACACCGGAAUCGUUGAAUUCGCUGGAGAGAUUGUGCAUGGCAAGACAAGUCAAAUCAUUCAUGAUGGCAAAGGACUCUUUGCUGGUUUGCCAGCAGAUGGUGUAGUGGGAACACGUUACCACAGUUUGGCCGCAAGAAUAGAUUCGCUGCCUAGGGAACUUGUAGUCACAAGUAAGACCGAUUCGGGAAUCGUGAUGGGUAUCAGACAUACACGUUACACUAUCGAAGCUAUCCAGUAUCAUCCAGAAAGUAUCCUGAGUAAAGGAGGAAAGGAGACUUUUGCAAACUUUUUGCGCUGGAAAGGAGGAUCUUGGGCUGAGAAUCCUCAAAGUCUGAUCGACGAAAAAGCUGUUCAACAAGCUGAAUCCACCAAAGAGCCCGUCAUCGCAAUGGCAGCUGCUGGUAGCGCCGCUGCAGCGGUAGAUUCUGCAUCAAAGACAAAUACCCAAUCAACAGGUGCAGGCGCUGUGGGUACAAUUCUUGAGCGUAUUCAUGUUCAGAGACUCAAGGACAUUGCUGAAACGAAAGCUAUUCCAGGUUACUCUCCAGAAGAUCUCGAUACGGCCUUGGAGAUGAACCUUGCGCCUCCGCUAAUCAACUUUGCCGCUCGAUUGACCUCAAAUGCUCAUCUUGGUUUGCCAGGUGUGAUGGCAGAAAUGAAACGUGCAAGUCCCAGUAAAGGAAACAUCGAUGCUGGUGCUCAUGCAGGCGCUCAAGCAUUAGCCUAUGCUCGUGGAGGAGCUAAUGUGAUUAGUGUUCUUACUGAGCCUAAAUGGUUCAAAGGUACAAUUAAUGACUUGUCAUUAGCACGAAAAGCGGUUGACGGAAUGCCAAACAGACCUGCAAUCCUUCGCAAAGACUUUAUCGUUGACGUUUAUCAGAUCAAGGAAGCUCGUUUGGCAGGCGCGGAUACGGUCUUGUUGAUUGUUGCCAUGCUGAAUGACACUCAAUUGAAAGAGCUAUAUGAUUACAGCGUCAGUCUUGGAAUGGAGCCUCUUGUUGAGGUGAACAAUGCUGAAGAGAUGAAACGUGCAUUAAAACUAGGAGCAAAAGUUGUUGGAGUGAACAACCGAAACUUACACGAUUUCAAUGUUGAUAUGGGCACGACAAGCCGUCUGGCAGAAGCAGCCAAGGAAGGAGGUGUGAUCUUGGCAGCUUUGAGUGGUAUCACUGGACGGGCAGAUGUAGAAAAGUACCUCAAAGAAGGCGUUGGAGCAGUAUUGGUAGGUGAGGCAUUGAUGCAUGCUCCUGAUAAGAAAGCUUUCAUUCACAACUUGCUCGGGCUUAACCUUCAAGAAGGACAAGCUGUUCAAGCAAAGGUUCAGCCAGCUCCACUCGUCAAGAUCUGUGGAUUGAGUACCGUCGAUGCAGCUUUGAGUGCUGCAGUGGCAGGAGCAGACUUGAUCGGAAUGAUCCUUGCACCUGGUACAAAGAGAACGGUGUCUUUGACUCAAGCAGCAGAGAUUGUCAACGUCGUUCGCUCAGUCCGUGGAGGUUCAGAUUCGAUUCGUCAGGCUGCUGUGAAUGCACAAGAGAGCAAGGCAAAAUCAACAUCUGCUCAAGGAUCUGGCUAUAUCGACGGACAAGAAUGGUUCGCUUAUAAUUCGGAUCUUAUCCGAGCCAAUGCUCACAAGCCAUUGAUUGUCGGAGUUUUCCGUAACCAGUCUUUGGAGGAAAUUGUUCAUGCGGCAAAGACGUUGAAGUUGGAUGCUAUUCAGAUGCACGGAAGAACGGAGCACAUCGAAUGGAGCAAAUUUUUGCCGGGCGUUUUGGUCAUUCGUGUGUUCCAUAUUGGUGCCGAUAGCAUAGAAGAAAAAGGAGCAGGUCAAGGUGACUUGGCAGAUGCAAUACGCGAGAGCUGUCAUCAUAUUAUCGCUCUUGAUACAGCAGGAGCCACAAAAGGUGCAGAAGGUGGAAGUGGUGAAACGUUUGACUGGACUGUAGCUAAACGAAUUGCUACUACCGAUCCGAUCAAGAAAAGAGUUCGUGGUGUCCCAUCACGUCAAUUACCAAUCAUGCUUGCUGGAGGUUUAAAUGCUGAAAACGUCAGCCAAGCAGUUGAGAACGUUCAACCAUUCAUCGUAGACACUAGCUCAGGUGUUGAGACCGAUGGAGUAAAGGAUGUUGCCAAGAUUCAGGCAUUCAUUCGUGCAGCAAAGACAAAUUCGACUGGUGUCGAGGGAGGAGUCAAAGCUGUCGCUACUACCGAUUGAUCUGCCGUUUCGCACCGGGUUUUUCGAUGAUCAACUUUCUUCUUCGAUAUCGUGUAUACAUACCCUCUCAAAAUAUCCCUGUGAUUCACAGAUCCCGAAGACUUUCAUCUUGUGAUCGUGGCUUUUGAUCUGCGAAUGACUUAUCCCGACUGUACUGUAUGAUCGACAUAAUAUAUGAAUCUCUUUUCUAUUUUUCUGUGUGGGUGCGUGAAGCCAUGCUUAGUUGUACAGGAUGAUAUUUUACUUUUUGCUUGCCGAAGAGACGAACUCUUGUGCAAUUUCUCUUGCAACUUUAUUUGAAUCCCUUACUACACCUGCGGUUGCACUUCCAAGAAUCUUACGUAUAUCGGCA